UUCCAGUUAGGCGCCGAACCCCACCGGGACGAAGAGGAAAUUCACAUCUGUGGGACGCUCCGCACGGAACCAGCUCCAGCGAGGGAGACCGGGGACUGCAGCACCGAGAUGAAGGGCUAGACCGCGGGAUCGCUGCUCAUGCGACGGCCGGGAGCGCCUGCGAGCUGGAUUUGGUGGAGGAUGCUGCGGCAGGUGCUUCGCAGAGGGCUCCAGUCGUUCUGCCACAGGCUGGGCUUGUGCGUGAGCCGGCACCCGGUCUUUUUCCUCACCGUGCCCGCAGUCCUGACCAUCACCUUCGGCCUCAGCGCGCUCAACCGCUUCCAGCCCGAGGGCGACCUGGAGCGCCUGGUCGCUCCCAGCCACAGCCUGGCCAAGAUCGAGCGCAGCCUGGCCAGCAGCCUUUUCCCCCUGGACCAGUCCAAAAGCCAGCUCUAUUCGGACUUACACACCCCCGGGAGGUAUGGCAGGGUGAUCCUCCUCUCCCCACCCGGGGACAAUAUUUUGCUCCAGGCUGAGGGGAUCCUGCAGACCCAUCGAGCCGUGCUGGAAAUGAAGGAUGGGAGGAACAGUUUUAUUGGACACCAGCUGGGCGGGGUAGUGGAAGUGCCAAACAGCAAGGACCAGCGGGUCAAGUCAGCCAGAGCCAUUCAAAUCACCUACUACCUCCAGACCUAUGGCUCUGCCACUCAAGACCUCAUAGGGGAGAAGUGGGAGAAUGAGUUCUGUAAACUUAUGCGGAAACUCCAGGAGGAGCACCAGGACCUCCAGCUCUACUCGUUAGCAUCCUUUAGCCUCUGGAGAGACUUUCAUAAGACCAGCAUCCUGGCCAGGAGCAAGGUCUUAGUGAGCCUCAUGCUGAUCCUGACCACAGCCACCCUCUCCAGCUCCAUGAAGGACUGUUUGCGUGGCAAGCCCUUCCUGGGCCUCCUGGGGGUGCUCACCGUGUGCAUCUCCAUCAUUACUGCAGCUGGGAUCUUCUUCAUCACCGACGGAAAGUACAAUUCCACCCUGCUGGGAAUCCCGUUCUUCGCCAUGGGUCAUGGAACAAAAGGAGUAUUUGAGCUUCUAUCUGGAUGGCGGAGAACCAAAGAGAAUUUGCCCUUCAAAGACAGGGUAGCAGAUGCUUAUUCGGACGUGAUGGUGACCUAUACCAUGACCAGCUCCCUGUACUUUAUCACCUUUGGCAUGGGUGCCAGCCCAUUCACCAACAUAGAGGCUGUGAAGGUCUUCUGUCAGAACAUGUGCGUCUCCAUCCUGUUGAACUACUUCUACAUUUUCUCCUUCUUUGGCUCCUGUCUGGUCUUUGCUGGCCAACUAGAGCAAAACCGCUACCACAGCAUCUUUUGCUGUAAGAUCCCUUCUGCAGAAUACCUGGACCGCAAGCCUGUGUGGUUCCAGACAGUGAUGAGUGAUGGACAUCAACAGACAUCCCAUCACGAGACGAACCCUUACCAGCACCACUUUAUUCAGCACUUCCUCCGUGAACAUUACAAUGAAUGGAUUACCAAUAUCUACGUGAAGCCAUUUGUGGUCAUCCUCUAUCUCAUCUACGCCUCCUUCUCCUUCAUGGGGUGCUUGCAGAUCAGUGAUGGAGCCAACAUCAUCAAUCUACUAGCCAGCGAGUCCCCAAGCGUUUCUUAUGCCAUGGUUCAGCAGAAAUACUUCAGCAACUACAGCCCUGUGAUAGGAUUCUACGUCUACGAGCCCCUCGAGUACUGGAACAACAGUGUCCAGGAGGACCUUCGGAGACUCUGUAGUGGGUUCACUGCAGUGUCCUGGGUGGAGCAGUAUUACCAGUUCCUGAAAGUGAGCAACAUCAGUGCCAAUAACAAGAGUGAUUUUAUUAGUGUCCUACAAAGUUCGUUUUUAAAAAAGCCAGAAUUCCAGCAUUUUCGAAACGAUAUCAUCUUCUCCAAGGCAGGAGAUGAAAGCAACAUCAUUGCUUCUCGCUUGUAUCUGGUGGCCCGGACAAGCAGAGACAAGCAGAAGGAAGUCAUAGAAGUGCUGGAAAAGUUGAGGCCUCUGUCCUUGUCAAAGAGCAUCCGGUUCAUCGUGUUCAACCCCUCCUUCGUGUUCAUGGACCAUUACAGCUUAUCUGUCACCGUGCCUGUUCUGAUUGCAGGCUUUGGUGUCCUCCUGGUGUUAAUCCUGACUUUUUUCCUAGUGAUCCACCCUCUGGGAAACUUCUGGCUAAUUCUUAGCGUCACCUCAAUAGAGCUGGGCGUUCUGGGCUUAAUGACACUAUGGAACGUCGACAUGGAUUGCAUUUCUCUCUUGUGCCUUAUCUACACUUUCAAUUUUGCCAUUGACCACUGUGCACCACUGCUUUACACGUUUGUACUAGCGACUGAGCACACCCGAACACAAUGUAUAAAAAGCUCCCUUCAAGAGCACGGGACAGCCAUUUUGCAAAAUGUUACUUCUUUUCUUAUUGGGUUGGUCCCCCUCCUAUUUGUGCCUUCGAACCUGACCUUCACACUGUUCAAAUGCUUGCUGCUCACCGGGAGUUGCACACUUCUGCACUGUUUUGUUAUCUUACCUGUGUUCCUAACCUUUUUCCCCCCUUCUAAAAAGCACCACAAGAAAAAGAAACGUGCCAAACGAAAGGAGAGAGAGGAAAUCGAAUGCAUAGAAAUUCAAGAGAACCCUGAUCACGUCACUACCGUCUGAAGGGUGUAGACUAAUGGAUUAUUUUUCUUUUCCAGUAUCGCACGAUGAUGCAGGGCCGAUAAAGCUCAGACCUCAGCUGCUUGGGCUGGCCAGGGGUAACAAGGCAAGUCAGAUGAAGAGUGAAUUAUUUAUAACACGUCAAGGUGUCCACUUCCAGGGGGGCAAGAGGGACUCAAAGAAGGGGAAAAAGCUCUUUGAAACCUUGUUCUCCACUAAAGACAAGUUUCUGGAUGUGAUCUUAAGAGCUCUUCCAAGGAACAGACAAAUCGACGGAGUGUUAGAAGGCCAAAGGAACAGCUACUUUUAAAAAUAAAAUGCUUAGGAGAGAUUGAGUAGAGAAGGUGGGGGCCUCCAAAUAGCAGAGAAGACUUCAGAAAUGUCAAAAUUGCCAUGGCACUUUUCAUAUUUGUUUUUUGAAUAGGUUGGUCAAAGGAAACCUAUGCACUUGGGAAGUACAUGUCUAAUCCUGUCUAAACCAAAGGACUUCCCGACUCAUUUUACAUGUACAUAUAUAUGUAUAUAUGCAUAUAUACAUAUACGUAGAUUUGUCUUUAGUGUACAUCGAUGUCUGUGUGGAGGCAGGUGCCCAUUUGCAGGUGGGCUGGCCUUUCUUUAGAGAGUCCAAUCAGCCUUAGCCAAAUCUAUAUAUGUUAAUGGCCACUCUACAUCAACUCAAGUGGUGCAGCAGCAAGAGCAUUUUUCAGCUGUGCACUAGGCAAAAUAAACAGAUAUGGGCCCAUCAUAUUCAUACACCAUGUUGUCAAUCUUUGAGAUCCUUGCUUUGGAUGACUUGGCAAAAAAACACAAAAGGCAUUUGAAUUAAUUGCCAUGGGGGCAAGGUUUCAAAUCUCAUGUUAAUGCUAAAUAGUUACUGUGGCUUUUUAUUGGCUUAAAAUGGUUCUCUGUAUUUGGGAAGGCUGAUUUAGCUGCUUUUAGGGAGCUCACCCACUGCAAAUGAGCAUGUAUUGUCCAUACAAAUGUGUAUAAGGGUGCACAAGUGUGUGUGUGAGAGAGAGAGAGAGAAAGUCGAGGUAUUCCAUGGUUACAGUAUUCUCAUUUUAGAUGGUGAAAAUAUACUGCCUUGGAAUAUAGGUAAUGAACAUAGGAGAAAGUGAACGGAACUCGGAAACUUGUUGCAGAAUGAAAUAGAGUAAAUGAACCAUCGCCACUCACCAUGUCCCCUCAACUGGUUCUUAGUGUUAAAAAAAAAAUAUUCUAAUCCUAUAAAAUCUAGUGUGUUCCUUGCGUUAAUAUUUGGAACAUUAACCCAGGCCACGAUCACCACAGUAGUGGUCUCUAUAACUACUGCAGUAUUGUUUUGUAGCUUCUUGCAAUAUCAUUUUUUUUUGUUACCUGAAAAGUGCUUGUCGGUUGGCCUGCCUCCUAGGAUGAUUGUUGCUCUCCAUGAGUGACAUAGUAACUGUAACUGCUGCUGAAUUCUCUCUCAAAAAAAGUACUGAGGUAAAGGUUUUCAUUGCGUUAAAAUUUACAACUGCUCCCCAGCAGAUAGACUCAAUCUGUUGGGUGCUUCCUUGGAUGAAUGCUGUGCUUCCUGUCACAGAAAAUUACUAGAAAAUGCCUUUUCCCAUGCCAAGUUGUAAAAUCAGUUAAUUUUCAGGUAGGACUUCACAAAUGUCCAAUAAUCAUAAAAUCUGCUAGUCAACUCUUUUAACUGGAAGAGCACUACUUUCUGCACCAACUUUGGUUGCAUAAUUUAAAUGAAUUUAGAAUAUUAAAAUCUCUAACAAACAAACAAAAAGCUUCUGGACUCAGGUUCAGAAAAGAGAUGCAAACCAUUCCAUUCCGAUUUCAGUGUUUUUUAAAAAAAUGAAAUUGGUAGGUGAAUGAAGUAAUGAAACAACCAAAUGAGCAUACUUUUACAAAUGAAGGAUUUACCUGAAUAUUAAGGGAAAGGAGAACUGUUUCUUUACGGCUUCUUUUUAGUUAAAUGAAAAACAUUUAACUAAAUUUCAUUUUAUUGAAUGGGGAGUUUGUUUCGUCCUACCUUGAGGUUAUUGAGUUUCUAUUGGAAAUGAUCCAUGUCUUCUCGAUUGUGUUCAUGUGGGGAAAAUAGCAAUAGACGGAAUAUGGAAAAUACUUGCCAUGACAUAAGAUUAUUGUUCAUACAUUAUGUGUAACGUCGCGUCGCAGAUAAGUCUAGCCUUUUGCCUCCUGAGCUGCUCUGCUAGGAUGAACUGGUAUUUGACACUAGCAGACCUAUAGACCUUGGUCUUAUAUCUGAAAGGGAAGUUUUUGAGGCAUUGGGUGUUUGGAUGGAGGAGACAGGACUCUUCUUUCACAGUUGACUCAUCAUUUGUGAAGAUUGGUUUUACAUCCUUUUCAAAAGAUGGGAGGUCAUCAGCUGAGAAAUCCCAUUAGCUAUCAGUCCAUUUCUUUGUAAAAUGUGCCAUACUCCAUUACUUUACCAACUUUUAAAAAAGCUUGCCUAUUUGAGUCAUUUUUUUUUUCUUGAUUACCUUAGACAAUUCCACAUGCAAAGAAGAUUGGCAGGUUGGUUUAUAAAGAAAGGAUCAAGCAUGCCAGUUGCCAAAUGCAUGUGGGAAUAGUGGCAUAGCUACCCCACCACGGGGGCAGUUCUAAUAUCAUGCCCCCAUCAUUGAGACAGUCUCUAUUUGGACAGGGAAAACAGUUCUUUUUAGGUUAGAUCUUCAAGGAUCAAAGUGACUAAGAAAAAUAUGAAUUUCUCAUUGUUCAAGUGACUAGAGGUGUGGAAUUUUGGAAGGGACAUUAUCUUUUCCAGGACACCAUGGUACUCUUUAGUGAACUGCAGCAAUAAUUUAUUGAAAUGGAACUUCUUGUUCUGGAAAAGUUAAUAUACCACACAAAAUGCCCUAACUUAGUCCUUGGAAGCAAUUUAAGUCUAGGAAGAAUGUAGAAUGUAACUGAGCAUCGUCUGACCUCCCAACCUCACUGUGAAACAGACAUUUCCAAGAAUUCCAUUCACUGAAUGCCAAGAUGAAUCCUAAAAUAGAAGAUCAUGAUUUGCAAGUGACACCAAACCUCUGCCUUUAUCAGUAGCUGGUGUGCAACUCUUCAAGUUUUUCAAGUUUAUUCCCACUGUCUUUAGUCCAUUUGUGAAAUAUUGAUGGUGUUCAAAUUAGGAACUUUUUUACUUCUAGAAGAUGACCUAUUGAAUCCUAGAAAAGAAGAACGCUAUGGGAAAUAUCUCAGAUGUGUAGAAUAUUUUAUUUUGCUGAAACAUGGUUUUUCCCUUAAAGUGAGAGAAUUUUAAAGUCUCAAAAACCAAAGUCCAAACCCUUUCUGAAUUUAAACUGGAAUGUGGAUUUGUUUCCUCCCACUGGAAUUUAAAUAUGAAUUAGAGAGAGCUGUAAGAGCUGCACGCUCCAUGAUGGUUACUAAAGCUUCAAAGAGGUACUCACCUAAAUGACAGAAAGGAGAUUUGGCUAACAGAUUCUUUCCCUCUUAUUCGUUAAAGAUAAUCAUAUGCCAACUUAGACCUUGCACAAGUUUUUUAAAUGAAAAGUAUACUUAAAUGUCAUCCCAUGAAUUCUUUCAGGGACCAGUAAACCUCUUUGAAGGUUGUGCACGAAUAUUCUGUGAAAGAAUUAUCCUCCACUGUGGCUGUAUCAUGUGAGUGUUUCUUUCCCAUUUUAUUCCUAUUUAUUUCCACGGAGUUUUUGGUUUUACCUUGUGAGAUUAGAAGAAGAAUUAAGAUAAAUGAAGCUCCUGUGAUGCCCUAAUAGCCAUUCUUGAUUGUUGAAUUCAAUAGGAUGAGAGCUUGGUCCAUUUUGUAAUUACCCAUUGCACUUUCCCAUAACAAGCUGAUCCUCCUAGGCUUGUGGUUAGAGCUAGGGAUUAACUAUUGCCAUUCAGAAUUACAUGUAUUUUUUAUAAGUUGACUGUAAAUACUAUAAUUACAGUCAUAUAUUUUUAUGACCAAGUAGUUAUGAAUGCCUAGCACUAUGCAUGCAUUGUUACUAAUAGUACACAGACUUUUAAAGACACUAUUUUCAUGGUUAUUGCAACUUUUAGUAAAAUUCUAUCACCUAUUCAUAAAUGCCUUGUAGGUUUUGGUCCCAAGGACCUAAAAUUCACAGAAAUUUCCAUCCCAGGAGGAACAGUUUAAAAACUGCCCUCCCUGGGUGUCAAUGGCAGCAACCUCUUCUAGAAUGUCCUCUGGAAAAUCCUGGAGAGUACGUCUGGCUUCCAGGUAAAGGACAUAGCAGAUUUUAUGUUAGUCAGUGAUUAAGCACACCUGAGUGUCCUGUGUUUGCUAAUCUCAAAGUGAACCGUGUCAUGCCUUGAGAAUGGAAUUUAGGUGUUGUCUCCUGUGAACUGGGGAACUCAGUCAUUCCCUUGACCUCUUUCUAGAGGAAUCCUUCUGUUCAGUCUAUUUUGUUGAUGUUUGCAAAUGAUACUGAUAAUCCUUUCAAAUGGAAGCCUGAAAACUGUCAUUUAUACCAAAAUAGACUUAGGAGCACUUUCAUUCCCUUUAAAAACAAACAAAGCAAAGACACUUCUUGCUUUUUCUGUCUUACAAACAACAAAAAAAAAUGGUGACAAAUUUUAUGACACUGACUCAAAAUCUAUCCAGCGCUGAAUUGGCAUGCCCUUGAAAUCUCCCCAUCUUCAAUCUAAAUACAAAACUCAGCAUCAUCACUGUGGUGCAGGCAUUUAUCCCAAUCUUCUAAGCAGUGAUCUGCCAAAAGGUUGUAGAGAGGGGAAAUGAGCUAAAUAUUUUUCUACUGGUUUGUCUUCAGAAUUAUGACAGCAAAUAUUAUUUACCAAAUGAGAGCAGUGACAUCAUGAAUGAGAGCAAAAAGCCUGUUUGCAUCAGGUUCUGCCCAGGAGGGACUAUAUAUAGAUAUCACAAACAGCAAAUUGCUUUGAUUUCUAAACUAAAUGGCCAAGGUUUGAUCCACCAUCAUGUUUUCAUUGGAAGGGCGAGGAUGUUGUUCUGUGCUUGAAGUGUUGUGGAACUAGAUCAGGCAGCAAUUGAAAUAAGAUUGAAAGGAUAUUGAGAAAUAAUCUCUCAUGCUUAAAAAUUAAGAUGUGUAUACAUUGGGCAGAGAACAGGUGAGAAAAUUCCAUAUAUUUUACAGUUUAAGAUAUAGCACAGAGAACUGCAUGGUGCCUCAAAACUAUAGAUUCUUAACUGCUACAAAAUUGAACAAAUGCCAACAAACUCCAUUUGAAGAUUGCCUUCUCAUUUGUCAGAUUCAUAACCUGACCUUUGCGGAUAAAGUGCUCCUGAAUUUCCAACCAUGAAUCAGAACCAUAGAUCAUUCUGUGAAUGAAAGUGGGAUACUAGCCUGUCUCCUCGAAGACAAGCUUCCAGUUAGUACCCAGAUAAGCAUUAUCUGGGCAGGCCGUUGGCAUUGCUCUGACUUUGUGCAUCUUUGACAUAUAAUGAGUAUUUUGUUGACGUUUUCUCUGUACUUAAUUAGGGCCUCUCUGUUGCUGCUAGAGAAGUUCCUUGCUUUUCUCAUGAUAUGGAGAAUGAUUCAAAGAGAAAGCACAUGCAUGUGUAUUUAGUUGGGUCUGACUCUUUGGGACACUUUGGAUUGUAGCCCACCAGGCUCCUCUGUCCAUGGGAUUUCCCAGGCAAAAAUACUGUGGUAGGUUGCCAUUUCCUUCUCCAGGGGAUCUUUCUGACCCAGGAAGAUCCUCAUUGCAGGCGGAUGUUUUACUCGCUGAGCCAUCAGGGAAGCCCAAAAGAGAGAAGUAUAUAGGGUUAAAAAAUCAGAUACUGGAAUAGUAUAGCUGACUAGUCUACAGAUAAUAUCAAAUAUCUUCUGCAGCUCUAAAGAUGUUGUCAAGAUCAAAUGGGCUUACACCUUCAAAUGUGAAGAUCUAAAAGCUAGAGAUUUUUUUUAAUAUAACAAAGUAUUUAUUAAAAAUUAUUACUAAUUUUCACUUUUAUAAAUUAUGCAAAGUCAGUCCCUACUAUUUUUCCCAGCUGAAGUUUUCCCUAAGAAAGUUCUUAUGGGUCAUACUAUUUAUGAAGUCUUAAAAAUCAGAAGGAAACUUCAGAAACAAAAAGAUAAGAACACCUACUGGUUACGAGUGGUUCCUGCUCCAUGUCGCAUGUUUGUACUUAUCUGAACGGGGGUCUUUAGAAGUCACGCGUCACUGUGUUCUGAUUUCCCAUAUUGCCAAUGGCAUGGCCAGAUAGUAUAGCAUGGCUUCACUUCCCUCUAUUUCCAUAGUCAUUAGAGCAACUGCAUUACACCAAGGGUUCUGUCAAACCAGUGGAGAAAUAAGAACUUUAAUGCUUUGGACAAUUUCACUGAAGAAUAUCCUAGGAGGAGCUAGAAAGACUGCCAUCAGUAAGGGACAAGGGAAGGGUAUUAUACAUGUGUUACCUUUCAGUCUUGUAUAAAUUUAUUAACUUGCAUUUUUGUACAGCCAACCUGCAGUAUGUUGUGGGGAACAUUUAAGUUAUUUCAUAUAAAACAGUCAACAGAAUCUCUCCCUGGAAACUGAAAUAGUAACACCUUCCAUCAUUCUGUUUGGUUCACUGGUUAUUGGUAGACACAAGAAAGCUGGAAGAAACCCAGACUGUCAUAUUCCUAUAUGCUCUGCUGUGGUAUGCGGCAUCUCUUUUGAGGGAGAGUCAGGAAAUUCUGGCACCUUUUUUUCUCAAACAUAAAAUGUGCUAGAUGCUGAUAAAUUAGACUUUAAACUCACCAGUGCAAGUUAUCUCAAAGUUUUGGCAGAGUUUAAGCAACAAUUUUAUUAUACUUCCCCAUUAAUUAUGCAUAUUUUUCAGCAAUAGAUUUUCUUGCCCUUAAAUAGGAAAUCUGUCUCAGUUGAAAAGGGCAGCGAUCUCUCCAAGCUACCUCAAAAAGGUACUAAAAGACAAAAUGGCAGGCAACCUUUGAUUAAAUGGCAAUGUGUUAAAGCCACAAAGCAAUAUUAUUUGUCAGCUCUUCUUGAUGCUCUUUUCCUUUGUAAAUUUAGACUAGACUAAAUGUGAAAGGAAUAGCCUAUGUGCAGUUCUACUUGUGCAUUCUGAUUACUAAUAUUCAUUUCUAUGAAAUCUCUCAGGACUGUUGUCUGGUAUCUCUCUGCAGACAUCUCAAAACGUGAUUCAGAAAGAGAGCAACCCGACAUUGCCUAUGAGGCAGUGGUCCACAUAGUGAGGUGCACAAUCAAAUAAUCUGUGGAAUCUUCAGUAAAAAAUCCAAGUGCACUUCUUCUCAAUGGAGGGAAAACUCUUAUUUGUUUGCCCUAAGCAAACAGAAAGAGAUGAAGUUGCCAGUAUUCGGCACUGCGCUUAGGUUUUCUUUUUCACUAGAUGCCAUUACUAUUACUUUUAGCUAAACUGGAGUUCUGAAACAGAAGUCACUUCUGGAAACAUUAGAAUCAGUGAAGAGAAAACUGUUAGUCAGAAACACUCUCCACUCAUGCAUAGACAAUUUGUAGGAAUGAGAGUUAACGUUGAGGACUUUUAUUUCCUGUCUUCUCCUAAAACAAAAACCCACUUGCUCUUAAUCCUAGCUAAUCAAAUGCUAAUUUCUACAACAAAAUAAAGGAUAAUGAUAGAAAGUGUGAAAUUGUGAGACUCUAAUGUCUUAUCUAGAUACUUAUCUAAUGGCAAACCAGCAUUUUCAGACAUAUUUCUCUGUAAGAACAUUCUUUUGUUUAAUAUUCUGUGACAUAUAGAUUCUUACCACCUGUUGUUCAUGAAAACAACCUCACUUAUCACUUCUAAAAUAGUGCAAAAAAACUAAUAAGCCAUUUAAAGCUCUCUUCUCUGUAAUUCGGUAUCUUGGACUCUAAAACUAAAGCUCCUUAUUGAGGAAAGUUUAAAAAAGAAUUCUGAACAAAAACGUCAAUGUCAAAAAAAAAUAUGUAUAUUUCCUAAGUUGUAUUCUCACUCCAACAUAUCUUCAAAAUCGGGAACUGCCUGAAUGCCCAGUUUUUAAACCUAACUAAGAAGCAAGAAUUUCCAUGUGAGUCUUCAAAAGUCUCCAAAUUCCCUGAAUUUGUUCUGUCAUCAAAAUUUAUCUCAGUUCAAUCUAAGCAAAAAAAUAAUUUAUAAAUCAGAUUUUUCUGACUAUAAUAAAAAUAAAGAAAUAGCAAAUUAUUCCCCAUAGGUUUAUGUGUGCAAACAUAUAUUUAAUAAUUAAUCUCCUAACUCAAUCAAAGGACAUUAUGUUGCAAAUGUUCCCUUGUUUAUUUCAUUGUUUUCAUACUUUGUGCACAGAGAUAUAAUAAUUUUAAUUUUCUCAAGAUUACUUUGUUUAGGAACUGUGUGAUCUAAAGUCUAAAGGUAAAAAUCUUAAGAAAAAUAACACAGUCUUAGCUACUUGCAAAAAUGUCAACUCAGUUAUAUUUAUUAUAAUACCAUUAGGCAAAAUUAUUCACAGUAUUUCUGGCUAUGUUGACCUUUUAUUUUAUAAACAACAAAAGUCUGGCUCCAUUAGUCAUAAUAAGGAACAGUUAGCAUAUUAAAACAGCGAUAGAUGAUACAGGUGCUUACUCUUUCAUUAUGAGGGUCCAUUAACUUCACCAGUUCUUUCUAGGUCACAGUCUCACAUGCUUCUAACUAGGAUAUUCGUAGAUUCACUUUCCUCACUUUCAUUUCUUAUCGCUAAUAUUAAAUGCCCCACAGAAUGUAAGGUUCCAUGACCUCUUCCUCUAACCUCAGUGAGAUCCUUGGGCUCCCUAUUCUUUAGAGAAAGAUUCUUCUAGGCUAGGAAUUAAACUUCUUAAAUAUAACAUCCCAUGACAUCAUAGUGUAACAUAACAAUCUAUACUUCGAUCUUUUAUUGAAUUACAGGUUAAAAAUUAUAAAAAUUACCCUUUAAAAAUAUAAUACAUGCAUUUAAAAUAAUACCAUGAUAGUAUAUAUCAAGGAUUCCUACUUGGUUAGGCUAAGGUUUGAAGCAAACACAAGAUACCUUGGCAUUCUUGAAACAUAUAUUUUACAAGUCUCUAAGUUUACAAAUAUCUUUAUAAUGUGUAAAUCACUGAAGUGUUACUGAAAUAGAUGGCCUUUGUGUGCAUGCCUGCAUGCGUGCUAAGUUGCUUCAGUCGUGUCCAACUCUUUGCAACCCUAUGCACUGUAGCCCCUGGCUCCUCUGUCCAUGGGAUUCUCCAGGCAAAAUUACUGGAGUGGGU
This is a messenger RNA of Bubalus bubalis (water buffalo), 11781 nucleotides long. It is a transcript of the gene PTCHD4, whose product is annotated as patched domain containing 4. The transcript is spliced from 4 exons. The coding region runs from base 139 to 2670 and encodes 843 amino acids. The record is from RefSeq and is a predicted model, not a curated record. Gene Ontology annotation, cellular component: membrane. NCBI's taxonomy places the organism in Eukaryota, Metazoa, Chordata, Mammalia, Artiodactyla, Bovidae.